AUGAGCGAGCUGCAGGCGCCUCAUACAAUUGAAUCGACGCAGUUGUCACACUGUGUGCCGUGUUUUAAAGAGGAACUGAUAGGGGAGACCGGAGCACCUGGAGGAAACAAGAGCCCUAUUGGUGAGAUGUUCCUACUCAGAUGCUCCUUGUGUGGUCCGGAGCUCCGAGUCAUUCCCAAACAAUCGGCAUUAAUCCAGGCAGCGAGAGGCCUGGAGCACAGCGCUGCCAGAGGAGCUGAUACUCAGUCCUACCUCCCCCACGUCCACUGCCAGAACACGCCCCGUUACGCCAUAGGCCGGCUCAGCCCAAACCAAGUGCCAAGAAUAAGACAAGCUGAUGUGGGGGCCCCAAGGGGAGGGCCCGCGCUGCUGCUGCUGUCCCGCGCUCACGCUCCUCAGUCAGGCCACUUGGCUGUGUUUAUUUAA
Messenger RNA from Knipowitschia caucasica, 426 nucleotides. Lineage: Eukaryota; Metazoa; Chordata; Actinopteri; Gobiiformes; Gobiidae. The record is from the annotation of a GenBank genome assembly.